AUGGCAGCUCAAGCUUUGAUACCUGAGGAUGAGCUCCAUUGUUCUGUAUGUUCAGAUAUUUUUAAAGAGCCUGUUGUCCUAAAAUGUAGCCAUAGCUUCUGCAGAGUGUGUCUCCAGCAGUACUGGAAAGAGAAGGGCUCUCGAAACUGUCCCAUCUGCAGGAGAAAGACUUUCUCUGUGGAGGAACCUCCUAGACAAACGCAGCACACAGAGAGGCUGAUAAAAGCAGACUUUGAAAGGCUGCACCAGUUCCUACGAGAGGAAGAGGAGGCCCGACUAGCUGUACUGAAGGAGGAAGGGGAGGUGAAGAGUCGGAUCAUGGAGGAGAAAUUGGCAGACAUCACAAGAAACAUCUCCACCCUUACAGACAAAAUCACCACAAUACAGAAGGCCAUGGAUACUGAAGACACCUCCUUUCUAAAGGACCCAGAGCUGCUCUCAGGGGCACUGAUAGAUCUGGCCAAACACCUGGGCAACCAGACGUUCAGAGUCUGGGAGAAGAUGCUGGGGUUGGUGCAGUACACUCCUGUGAUGCUGGACCCCAACACUGCAUGUGCCAAUCUCUCUCUCUCUUAUGAUCUGACCACUGUGAGACGCACAGGUACAGCACAGAACUGUCCUGACAACCCAGAGAGGUUUAACCACUGUGUGAAUGUGCUGGGAUCUGAGGGGUUUACCUCAGGGACACACAGCUGGGAGGUGAUGGUUGGAAGUAAAACUGUCUGGGCUAUAGGAGUGGUGAAAGAGUCCAUUAUUAGGAAGGGAAAUAUAAGCAGCAAAGAUAAAGGAUUCUGGGUCUUUUCCCUGUGUAAUGGUGGUCAGUACCAAGCAGAAGAUACUGUGCUCAAACUGGAGAGGAAACCACAGAGCAUCAGAGUGCAGCUGGACUAUGACAGGGGGGAGGUGUCCUUCUUUGACUCCAGUGACAUGGCCCACAUUCACAUUUUUAAACACACAUUCACUGAGAGAUUGUUCCCAUUCUUCUGUCCUGGUUGGAGAGAUGGUGGUAGGAAUGACGCCCCCCUGCAAAUAUGUCCAGCAAAGGUUUCUAGUUUGAGACUGAGCGACUGUGAAAUGGAGGCUCCAGCUUUGAUUCCUGAAGAGGAGCUCAUCUGUUGUUCUGUAUGUUUUGAUAUUUUUAAAGAGCCUGUUGUUCUAAAAUGUAGCCACAGCUUCUGUAGAGUGUGUUUGCAGCAGUACUGGGAAGAAAAGCGCUCUCGAGAGUGUCCCAUCUGCAGGAGAAAGUCCUCUAUGGAGGAACCUCCUAUAAACCUGGCCUUAAGGAGCAUUGUGGAAUCCUACUUAAAGCAGAAGACUGACAGAGAAACUGCACACAAGAGUGAGGCUCGCUGUCGUCUUCAUGGGGAGAAACUUCUAUUAUUCUGCAAACAUGACAAAGAAACUCUCUGUGUCGUCUGCCACACUUCAAAAAAACACACAAACCACCCAGUCUGUCCAGUGGAAGAGGCUGUACUGGAUCUUAAGGAGGAACUCAAGCCUGCCCUUAAUCUCAUUAAAGAAAAACUGAAGAUGUUUACUAAGAAUGAACAAGAGUGUAAGAAAACCGCAGAACACAUUAGGAGUCAAACCCAGCACACAGAGAGGCAGAUAAAGGCAGACUUUAAAAAGCUGCACCAGUUCCUACGAGAGGAAGAGGAGGCCAGACUAGCUGUACUGAAGAAGGAAGGGGAGGUGAAGAGUCGGAUCAUGGAGGAGAAAUUGGCAGACUUCACAAGACACAUCUCCACCCUUACAAACAAAAUCACAACUAUAGAGAAGGCCAUGGACACUGAAGACGCCUCCUUUUUAAAGACACUGCAGGACCCAGAGCUGCUCUCAGGGGCACUGAUAGAUGUGGCCAAACACCUGGGCAACCUGACGUUCAGAGUCUGGGAGAAGAUGCUGGGGAUGGUGCAGUACACUCCUGUGAUGCUGGACCCCAACACUGCAUGUGCCAAUCUCUCUCUCUCUGAUGAUCUGACCACUGUGAAACGCACAGGUACAGCGCAGGACUGUCCUGACAACCCAGAGAGGUUUAACCGCUGUGUGAAUGUGCUGGGAUCUGAGGGGUUUACCUCAGGGAAGCACAGCUGGGAGGUGAAGGUUGGGCCUAAAACUGUCUGGGCUAUAGGAGUGGUGAAAGAGUCCAUCAUUAGGAAGGGAAAUAUAAGCAGCAAAGAGAAAGGAUUCUGGGUCUUUUUCCUGAGUAAUGGUGGUCAGUACCAAGCAGAAGAUACUGUGCUCACACUGGAAAGGAAACCACAGAGCAUCAGAGUGCAGCUGGACUAUGACAGGGGGGAGGUGUCCUUCUUUGACUCCAGUGACAUGGCCCACAUUCACACUUUUAAACACACGUUCACUGAGAGAUUGUUCCCAUUCUUCUGUCCUGGUUGGAGAGAUGGUGGUUGGAAUGACGCCCCCCUGCAAAUAUGUCCAGCAAAGGUUUCUGUAACAGUGACAUCAUCCCAGUGA
This is a messenger RNA of Conger conger (European conger), 2472 nucleotides long. RefSeq names its product E3 ubiquitin-protein ligase TRIM39-like. The record is from RefSeq and is a predicted model, not a curated record. Lineage: Eukaryota; Metazoa; Chordata; Actinopteri; Anguilliformes; Congridae. Gene Ontology annotation, molecular function: ubiquitin-protein transferase activity; zinc ion binding; protein binding. The transcript is spliced from 8 exons. The coding region runs from base 1 to 2472 and encodes 823 amino acids. Gene Ontology annotation, biological process: protein ubiquitination.